AUGUUAAUGGUUAAAGGUGGAAAAAAGGAAAAGUAUGAAUUGGAUAUAGAUACGGACGAAGCUGCUCUCGUCCUGAAAUACCAGCUGUUUAGUAUGACUGGUGUUGAACCAGCACGACAGACACUAAUGAUCAAAGGAGUAACUCUCAAAGAUGAUACGAUCCUUAACACGUUGAAAAUUAAAGAUGGCGCAGUGUUUAUGAUGACGGGAAGUGUUGGAGAAUUACCUCAGCCACCCGCGGAAGAAACACGAUUUGUUGAGACAAUGACUGAUCAGGAGCUUGCCGAAACUCUAAAAUUGCCGACAGGAUUGAGGAAUCUGGGAAACACUUGUUAUUUGAAUGCUACUCUGCAGUGUCUUCGGAUUAUGCCAGAGCUUCAGGAAUCUCUCAACAAUUACAAUGAGCCGCAAAUCAACUUGACUUCGUCCUUACGCAAUCUAUAUCGCCAAUUGAAUCAAACGACAGAUGAAUAUGCACCAGAAGAAUUUGUGCGGACCCUUAGAGUCGCGUAUCCCCAAUUUGCUGAACAACGUAACCAUAACUACAUACAGCAAGACGCUGAUGAGUGCUGGACUAUUAUUGUAUCCAACUUGCAAAACCCCAGUCUUGCUCGACCCAAUGACCAGCAGGAUACGGGUACCGACAAUGCAAAUGCUUCAGCAUCAUCGGGCUCGUCUUCAACGCCGGUAAAUAAGCGAUAUGUCGAGCAAUACAUGAUGGGACGAUACACUGUUACUCCAAAGAAGGAUGGAUCAUCAGAGACGGCGCCAGCAGUUACUAGCGAGUCUUUUAGCAGGUUGAGCUGUCAUAUAUCGAAUACAACAAAUUACAUGCACUCCGGCAUAUUACAGGAUCUGGACGAAAGCGGGAGACGUAUUAGUCGCUUGCCAUACUAUCUUACAAUUCACUUUGUAAGAAACCGUUGGAAAGAAACGACGAAAGUGAAUGCUAAGAUUCUGCGUAAAGUUAGAUUUACGCUCGAUUUAGAUGUGACUGAUUUUUGUACUGAUGAACUGAAAGCAAAGCUUACACCAGUUAAGGAUCAACUAAUUGAAUACGAGAAACAUAAAGCAGAAGUCAAGAAACAACUUGAAGUUGGGAAAAAUAUAGGUGAUAAAGAAAAGACCGAACUACAGGAAAAACUUGCUGCUGAAGCUGAAGAAGUGAGAAAGUUGAUCGAUCCAGAAUUAGCUAAAGAUGCUGGGGCAAACGUCACUGGGUUGUACGAGCUAGGUGCUGUUCUGACACAUAGGGGCAGGCUGGCGGAUUCAGGACAUUACUUAGCUUGGGUGCGUCAGGAAGAUUCGGACAAUUGGAUAAAAUAUGAUGAUGAUAAAGUACAGGCUGUAACUGAAGAAGACAUUCUCAAACUUGAUGGUGGGGGGGAUUGGCACAUUGCAUAUAUUCUCUUGUAUCGGUCUAAGAAGAUUGCAUAA
This is a messenger RNA of Paraglomus brasilianum, 1437 nucleotides long. The record is from the annotation of a GenBank genome assembly. NCBI's taxonomy places the organism in Eukaryota, Fungi, Glomeromycota, Glomeromycetes, Paraglomerales, Paraglomeraceae.